GGCGGCCUGAGGGCCGGCGGGCGCCGGGGUUGCGGGGGCUUCGUGCCGCUCCGCACGGCCCGGCCUGUCUCGGCCCCUGCGCCAUGAGCGGCGGCGGCGGCGGCGGCGGAGGGGGCUCGGCGCCCAGUCGCUUCGCGGACUACUUUGUCAUCUGCGGACUGGACACCGAGACCGGGCUGGAGCCGGACGAGUUGUCGGCAUUAUGCCAGUACAUACAGGCUUCUAAAGCCAGGGAUGGUGCCAGCCCUUUCAUUUCAAGUACGACUGAAGGGGAAAAUUUUGAACAGACACCAUUGAGACGAACAUUCAAGUCUAAGGUUCUUGCACGAUAUCCUGAGAACGUAGAAUGGAAUCCCUUUGACCAAGAUGCGGUAGGAAUGCUAUGUAUGCCCAAAGGGCUGGCAUUCAAGACCCAGGCUGAUCCCAGGGAGCCCCAAUUCCACGCCUUUCUUAUCACAAGGGAGGAUGGCUCUCGGACAUUUGGGUUUGCCCUCACAUUUUAUGAAGAGGUGACUAGCAAGCAGAUCUGCAGUGCAAUGCAGACCCUCUACCACAUGCACAAUGCUGAGUAUGAUGUCCUGCAUGCUUCCCCUGCUGAUGGCAGAGACCUGAGCGGCAUGGAGGAUGGUGAAGACACUCCUGUGACCAAACUGCAGCGCUUCAACUCCUAUGACAUUAGCCGGGACACUCUCUAUGUCUCUAAAUGCAUCUGCCUCAUCACGCCCAUGUCUUUUAUGAAGGCAUGUCGGAGUGUGCUGGAGCAACUCCACCAGGCAGUCACUUCACCUCAGCCCCCUCCACUGCCCCUUGAGAGCUACAUAUACAACGUACUCUACGAGGUGCCACUCCCACCUCCUGGCCGGUCCUUGAAGUUUUCUGGGGUCUAUGGGCCAAUAAUCUGCCAGAGACCAAGUACCAAUGAGCUUCCCCUAUUUGACUUUCCUGUCAAAGAGGUUUUCGAACUGCUCGGGGUAGAGAAUGUAUUUCAACUUUUUACUUGUGCCCUUUUGGAGUUUCAAAUCCUGCUCUACUCACAGCAUUACCAGAGACUGAUGACUGUGGCGGAGACGAUUACAGCUCUCAUGUUUCCUUUCCAGUGGCAGCAUGUCUAUGUCCCUAUUCUCCCAGCUUCUCUCCUGCAUUUCUUAGAUGCUCCUGUUCCAUACCUGAUGGGCUUACAUUCCAAUGGCCUGGAUGACCGGUCAAAGCUGGAGCUGCCUCAAGAGGUGAGAGCUCAAGUAUUGGUACCUCUGGGUGAGUCACACUCCUCAUCCUGUUUUGACUUCCUGGACAAACUCCAAUUUGUUGGGAAACUGUGGCAAGUCCUCUGGCAGCUCAAUGAAGUGGUUGUCAAUGUCCACAAAGCAGAGGUUAGCCUGGAAGUCUCUGAGAUUCUUAUGGCAUUUGGAAUUCCCCCUGAAGGGAAUCUUCAUUGCAGUGAGAGUGCCUCCAAGCUGAAGAGGCUUCGGGCCUCUGAGCUUGUCUCAGACAAGAGGAAUGGAAACAUUGCUGGCUCCCCUUUGCAUCCCUAUGAGCUUCUUAAGGAGAACGAAACUAUUGCCCGGCUCCAAGCCUUGGUCAAGAGGACUGGGGUGAGCCUGGAAAAGUUGGAAGUGCGUGAAGACCCCAGAUGCAAUAAGGAUCUCAAAGUUCAGUGUGAUGAAGAAGAACUCAGGGUUUACCAGCUAAACAUUCAGAUCCGGGAAGUUUUUGCAAAUCGUUUCACUCAGAUGUUUGCAGAUUAUGAGGUGUUUGUCAUCCAGCCCAGCCAGGAUAAGGAAUCCUGGUUUACCAACAGGGAGCAGAUGCAAAACUUUGAUAAAGCAUCUUUUCUGUCAGAUCAGCCUGAGCCCUACCUGCCCUUCCUCUCAAGAUUCCUGGAGACCCAGAUGUUUGCAUCUUUCAUUGACAACAAAAUCAUGUGUCAUGAUGAUGAUGAUAAAGACCCUGUGCUCCGAGUAUUUGAUUCCCGAGUUGACAAGAUCAGGCUGUUGAAUGUUCGGACACCUACUCUCCGUACAUCCAUGUACCAGAAGUGUACCACUGUGGAUGAAGCAGAGAAAGCAAUUGAGCUGCGUCUGGCAAAAAUUGAUCAUACUGCAAUUCAUCCACAUUUACUUGACAUGAAGAUUGGACAAGGGAAAUAUGAGCCAGGCUUCUUCCCUAAGCUGCAGUCUGAUGUACUUUCCACUGGGCCAGCCAGCAACAAGUGGACAAAAAGGAAUGCCCCUGCCCAGUGGAGGCGGAAAGAUCGGCAGAAGCAGCACACAGAACACCUGCGUCUAGAUAAUGACCAGAGAGAGAAGUACAUCCAGGAAGCCAGGACUAUGGGCAGCACCAUCCGGCAGCCCAAACUGUCCAACCUUUCUCCAUCAGUGAUUGCGCAGACCAACUGGAAGUUUGUAGAGGGCUUGCUGAAGGAAUGUCGCAAUAAGACCAAGAGGAUGCUGGUGGAAAAGAUGGGCCGAGAAGCUGUGGAGCUAGGGCAUGGGGAGGUGAACAUCACAGGGGUGGAAGAGAACACCCUGAUUGCCAGCCUUUGUGAUCUCCUGGAAAGGAUCUGGAGUCAUGGACUACAAGUGAAACAGGGGAAAUCAGCCUUAUGGUCCCACCUGUUACAUUAUCAGGACAACCGGCAGAGAAAACUCACUUCAGGAAGCCUCAGUACCUCAGGAAUACUUCUUGAUUCAGAACGUAGGAAGUCUGAUGCCAGCUCACUCAUGCCUCCCCUGAGGAUCUCCCUGAUUCAGGAUAUGAGGCACAUCCAGAACAUCGGGGAAAUCAAGACUGAUGUGGGAAAGGCCAGAGCAUGGGUGCGACUGUCUAUGGAAAAAAAGUUACUUUCCAGACACCUGAAGCAGCUUCUCUCAGACCAUGAGCUCACCAAAAAGUUAUAUAAGCGCUAUGCCUUCCUGCGCUGUGAUGACGAGAAGGAGCAGUUCCUCUAUCACCUCCUGUCUUUCAAUGCCGUCGAUUACUUUUGCUUCACCAAUGUCUUCACAACUAUCCUGAUCCCGUACCACAUUCUGAUCGUACCAAGCAAGAAGCUGGGGGGCUCCAUGUUCACUGCCAACCCGUGGAUCUGUAUAUCAGGAGAAUUGGGUGAGACACAGAUCCUGCAGAUUCCCAGGAAUGUGCUAGAGAUGACCUUCGAGUGCCAGAACUUGGGGAAGCUUACGACUGUCCAGAUUGGCCAUGAUAACUCUGGGCUGUAUGCCAAAUGGCUGGUGGAGUUUGUAAUGGUCAGGAAUGAGAUCACAGGACACACCUACAAGUUCCCAUGUGGCCGGUGGUUGGGGAAGGGCAUGGAUGAUGGAAGCCUAGAGCGGAUCCUAGUUGGGGAGCUGCUCACAUCCCAGCCUGAGGUGGAUGAGAGGCCAUGCCGGACCCCGCCGCUGCAGCAGUCCCCCAGUGUCAUCCGGAGGCUUGUUACCAUCUCACCCAACAACAAGCCCAAGCUGAACACUGGACAGAUCCAGGAGUCCAUCGGGGAGGCAGUCAAUGGCAUUGUGAAGCACUUCCAUAAGCCUGAGAAAGAGCGAGGCAGUCUGACGCUGUUGCUCUGUGGAGAAUGUGGCCUUGUCUCGGCCCUGGAACAAGCUUUCCAGCAUGGAUUUAAAUCACCCCGGCUCUUCAAAAAUGUCUUCAUUUGGGAUUUCCUGGAAAAAGCACAAACCUAUUAUGAGACAUUAGAGCAGAAUGAAGUAGUCCCUGAGGAAAACUGGCAUACAAGGGCCCGGAACUUCUGCCGAUUUGUCACUGCAAUCAACAAUACUCCCCGGAACAUUGGCAAGGACGGCAAGUUUCAGAUGCUGGUGUGCUUGGGAGCCAGAGAUCACCUUCUACACCACUGGAUUGCCCUGCUGGCUGACUGCCCCAUCACUGCACACAUGUAUGAGGAUGUGGCACUGAUCAAAGACCAUACACUUGUCAAUUCCUUGAUCCGUGUGCUGCAGACAUUGCAGGAGUUUAACAUCACGCUGGAGACGUCCCUUGUUAAGGGCAUCGACAUCUGACCUCCCAGCAUCAGCCAGCAGCAGGACUGAGAAGGACUCUCAUCCUGCAGCUCUGACCCUUCUUCCCAAAGGGACUUAAGAGAAUUGUGCAGGAGAAGGAGACAAAAUGUACACUCACUGUAAAAAGAAACUAGAGGAUUUUUGGAAUAAAUAAUCUAUUUUAGAGUUUAUUUGCUGAUUUGCUUUUUACACACUUUCAUGUGAAAGAGUGAUAAGGGAGAGGGAGCGAGGCUGGUGCCGCUUAUUUUGAAGCUGGUGCCCUCCCUCGCCAUGGCCACAUGCUGGAAGCCUGAGGCCUCCCUGGACUGAGCCUGCGGCACUGCAUGCGGGACAGUUAUGUUCCCAUGCCCCGUCGCAUUAAUGAGGCCCUUCCACAUCAUUUUUAAACUAAUGUUUUCUAUAUUAACAUUAUUAUGGAUAUUUGGCUUUCAUAGGCCACACACAGGUGUGCUGAGCGGGAAGCCCCAUGCUCCAAUCAAAGGCGUUUUUAGUAGUGCCUCUAAGUAAGCACUGAUGAGUCAGUCCCACAUCUUUUCUUUUUUGUCAGUAUUUUUUGGGAAGGAGACAUGCCAGAUGUGUCAUCGUGCCAAAUAUCACAUUUUCUGUUGGCACACAGUUUCACAGAAGUAAACAUAAGCAUGUUUUAACAGGUUUUUCUUUCCUUUUUUCUUUUUUAAAAUGUCUUAUUUAUUUAACCCUUCAUUGUGUGUUUUUAAGUAUUUUCUUUUUUUUUAAGGAAAGGAAAAGCUUGUCACAAUCUAACUGGCUAUGUUAUUAUUAUUAAAUUUAUGUUUUGCAACUUAGAAACCAGCUACAGUAUGGCCCACUUAAUAAAACACCUGAAACAAAA
Molecule: messenger RNA, 4866 nt
Organism: Sapajus apella (tufted capuchin)
Lineage: Eukaryota; Metazoa; Chordata; Mammalia; Primates; Cebidae
Gene: DENND5A
Product: DENN domain containing 5A
Exons: 23
Coding region: 84-4016 (1310 amino acids)
Molecular function (GO): guanyl-nucleotide exchange factor activity; small GTPase binding
Source: RefSeq, a predicted model, not a curated record